CAUUAUGGGGGUCCUAUGGGGGGGCUUCAUCCCCCCCCCCCCCUUUCCAGACACGCCUGCGUCCCCGUGGACUUUGAGGAGGUGAAGGUGGGCGCUGAGGCCCCUGAGGACGACGUGCACAACGCCAUCAUGGCCAUACGGCGCAAUGGGGUCGCGCUCAAAGGCACCACGGGGGCUGGUGUCCCCUAAUGGGGUCUGUCCUCGCUAUGGGUCAGGACCAGCCUGGACCUUUACGCCAACGUGAUCCAUUGCCGCAGUCUGCCCGGGGUGGAGACGCGGCACCGCGACAUCGACAUCCUCAUUGUCAGGGAGAACACGGAGGGGGAGUACAGCAGCCUGGAGCAUGAGAGCGUGUCUGGGGUCGUUGAGAGCCUGAAGAUCAUCACCGCGGGCCGCUCGCGGCGCAUCGCGCAUUACGCCUUCAGGCUGGCACGGAGCGCGGGCAGACGGCGCGUCACCGCCGUGCACAAGGCCAACAUCAUGAAGCUGGGGGACGGGCUGUUCCUGCAGUGCUGCCAGGAGGUGGCGGCCGAGUACCCGGAGAUCAGCUUCAACAGCAUGAUCGUGGACAACACCACCAUGCAGAGGUGGCCUGGGGUGUUGAGGAGCCCUGAAGAUCAUGGCGAGCGCGGCGGGGCCGGCUCGCGGGCGCAGAUCGCGCGCUGGUGUCCGCCCGCAGCAGUUUUCGAUGUGAUGGUGAUGCCCAACUUAUAUGGGAACAUUGUGAACAACGUGUGUGCGGGGCUGGUGGGCGGCCCCGGCCUCGUCCCAGGGGCCAACUAUGGGAUGGACUACGCCGUGUUUGAGACCGCCACACGGAACAACGGAAAGAGCAUCGCCAACAGGAACAUCGCCAACCGCCCCACAGCGGCGCUGCUGGCGGCCUGUAUGAUGCCUGGACCACUCCGGCUGCACACUCACGCAUCGUCCAUCCGCCAGGCCGUCCUCUCCUCAUUGGACGACCCCAGGACACACACCCCGGAUAUCGGAGGGCAGGGAACCACGUCCGGCGCCGUGCAGAGCAUCAUCAGCCACCUGCAGUAACGCCUUAUAUGGGCAUUAAUGCCUUAUAUGGGCAAUAACGCCUUAUAUGGGCAUUAAUGCCUUAUAUGGGCAGUAACCCUUAUAUGGGCAAUAACCCCUUAUAUGGGCAAUAACCCUUAUAUGGGCGUGGGGGCGGGGCCAGACAACAACUACACUCCUAAUAUGGAAAUGGGGGUGGGGCUUCAGCAGCAACAUGCCCUAAUAUGGGCAUGUGGGCGGGGCUAGACCUCCCACGCACCUUAUAUGGGCAUGUAGGCGGAGCCAGCUUCACCAGCCCCCGCCCCCAUGCAUCAUAUGGGCAUGUGGGCGGAGCCAACAUCAUCAGCCCCUCCCAUUUGCCUAAUAUGGGCGUGUGGGCGGGGCUUCAUCAGCCACCUGCCCUAAUAUGGAAAUGUGGGCGGAGCAUCGCCAGCUACCUGCCCUAAUAUGGGCAUGUGGGCAGGACUUCAGCCACAUGCCCUAAUAUGUUUAUGUGGGCGGAGCCAGCACCACCAGCCCCUCCCAUGUGCCUAAUAUGGGCAUGUGGGCGGAGCCAACCAACUUAUACUACCAAAUAUGGGCAUGUGGGCAGAGCCAAUGUAAUCAGCCUCCUCCCACAUGCCUAAUAUGGGCAUGUGGGCGGGGCUUCAACCACAUGCCCUAAUAUGGGCAUGUGGGCGGAGCCAACCAACUCCUAGUACCAAAUAUGGGCAUGUAGGCGGAGCCAAUGUAAUCAGCCUCCUCUCACACACCUAAUAUGGGCGUGUGGGCGGGGCUUCACCAGCCACCUGCCCUAAUAUGGAAAUGUGGGUGGGGCCAGCUUCACCAUCCCCCUCCCCCAUGCCUUAUAAGGGCAUGUGGGCGGGGCCAGCACCACCAGCCCCUCCCAUUUGCCCAAUAUGGGCAUGUGGGUGGGGCCUGCACUAUCGGCCUCCUCCCACACACCUUAUAUGGGCAUGUGGGCAGAGCUGACGCCAUCAUCCCCCUCCCAUGUGCCUAAUAUGGGCAUGUGGGCGGAGCCAACCAACUCCUAGUACCAAAUAUGGGCACGUGGGCGGAGCCAAUGUAUUCAGCCUCCUCCCACACACCUAAUAUGGGCAUGUGGGCGGAGCUGACAUCAUCCCCCUCCCAUGUGCCUAAUAUGGGCAUGUGGGCGGAGCCAAACACCUGCCUAGCUCCUAAUAUGGUCACGUGGGCGUGGCUUAACCACAAGUGGGCGUGGCUAAUGCAUGUGUAGCCCCGCCCCCCUAAUAAAAGCACCGUGUCCACCCCGUGUGGCACUCACUCCUUUAA
Messenger RNA from Coturnix japonica (Japanese quail), 2316 nucleotides. Lineage: Eukaryota; Metazoa; Chordata; Aves; Galliformes; Phasianidae. The record is from RefSeq and is a predicted model, not a curated record.